UUAACAUUAAUUUACACCGAAAGUGUGUCCUUUAAACUCUCAAACAAAAUAAAAGACGUUCCUCUAGAAUCAUGCAAAAACUGCCACGUGGGAAAUCCUGAUUCUGUUGCUUGAACCAUUUCUAAUGGUGUUCAAUACCCUUUCAAUUUUUAAGCUUCAAUUUUGGGAAACUUUGGACGAAAAUGGCGAUUGGAAAUGCAGGAAUUACCAAUUGGUUCCAAAAGAAUAUCACUGAUCCUCUUCUCGCCAUUCUCAACAGAGAGGUUGGAGAUAUGGAGCAUGAACAUUCUAGUGUUGAGAAUUUGUCAAAAAAACAUUCUAGUGUUGAGAAAUUUACAUGGAAGGUUGAGAUCUUUCCCUUUAACCGGGGAAUUUACUCCGAGCCAUUUGUCCUCGGUGGUUAUCCAUGGAUAUUAUAUCUGUAUCCAAUUAGGAGUAUCAAAGGAGACGAAAGGCUAUUAAUUUAUUUGAAGGCUGUGCAAACUGCCAAUACGUUUGAGGGAUGGAGCAGAGAUGUCAAACUUAAGUUGUCUGUAUAUAGUCAGUUCAACAGUAGCAUUACAAUCACAAAAGAAUCUAACUAUGAGUUCAAUGCAAGCAACACUUUCUGGGUUUUUGAAUCUUUCAUUGAUCCUAAGAAGGGGUUUAUUGUGAAGAAUGCUUUCAUUGUCGGUGCAGAAGUUUAUGUUUGUAAUUCAAAAAAUGAGAAACAAGUAAAUCAAGCAGUUAACUUCGUUUCAAAGUCGAAGCUAGAAGAAGACGGAUGCCAAAAUGUAAGCGAGCUUAUGGAUAUCAAGGGUUUGGCACAAAUAGAUAAAUCCUUUGCUCCUUUACUAGAAGAAGCAUGUUCGCUACACCCUUCACUUAUUGAGUGCCAGCAGAAAAGAAGUCGUAAGUUUAGAGAAUGGGCGUUCACGGCUUUGGGCAGAGUUCUUUAUUUCCUUAAGACCAGAAAGGUGAAAGAUAUGAGUGACUUGGCCUGUAAGGAGCUUCAAGUUUUAUGGGAGGAACUUCAGCCAUUUGGUUUUGAUUUGGCUUGGCUAGAGCCUCGUGUUCAAUCAGCCAUAGGACCGAAAAAUUAUUUCGAGAAAUUGAAGGAGGCAGAAAAGCUAAAGGAUAAAGUGGUAUCUCUAGAGUUGGAAAGGCAGAGGCUUAAGUCAAAGAUAGCUAUUGUAGAGGUAAAUCUUGAUGCUGCAAGAGGCUUGUUGAUACUCCCUCCGUACCACAAUAUCGACCAUAUUACACAAAUUAUGUAAUGCAAUUAAUGUUGUAUGGAAAAGAGAAAUUAUGGGUUGUAUUACAAAAUUGUCUUUUAUUAAUGGUAUGGAAAAGAUAAAUUGAAGUCUUGAAAGAA
Messenger RNA from Trifolium pratense (red clover), 1354 nucleotides. Its product is annotated as MATH domain and coiled-coil domain-containing protein At3g58210-like. NCBI's taxonomy places the organism in Eukaryota, Viridiplantae, Streptophyta, Magnoliopsida, Fabales, Fabaceae. Bases 183 to 1256 code for a protein of 357 amino acids. The transcript has 4 exons. The record is from RefSeq and is a predicted model, not a curated record. Gene Ontology annotation, molecular function: protein binding.